CCCCCUAACACGGCCCCAAACACGCUACACACUUUCUCUUCUCUAUCCACAGGGCCGCACUCUCACUCUCUUCCUCUGCUAUUCUUCAGGUAAAUUACACCUACAUAUAAUUUCUCUUUCGUCCUUCUUUCGAUCCGUGAUGGAGGAAGUUUCCGUUUCCGGCAACAAGAGGUGCCGAGAGGAGUCGUUGGAAUCGGAGGCGAAGCGCCUCCACGCCGACUUCCUUCUCGAUAUCCUCGACGACGACGAGGAGGAUGCGGACGCCGGUGACCGGUAUUCGGACACCAAGGAUCUGGCUUCCGUCAUGAGGAGCCUCGAGGAGGAGAUUUUCCUCCCACUUGCUCCUCCUCCGGUGCCGGCGGGAUCGGCGUCGGAGCUGAGCGAUCCUCAGCGCCUGGCGGAACUCGGGUAUCUUCUUGCGGCGUCGGACGACGAGCUUGGCCUCCCGCCGGCUGCGCCGUCAUCGUCGUCUUCGCCGGAGCCGGUGGCGGCGGCCGACGGGGAGGAGGCGGUGGAGAGCGGGGGAUUCGGUCAGAUCUGGAGUUUUGAUGACGAGAUUUCGGGGUGCUACGAUGGGCUUGGAUUUGGGAUCCGGCCGGAGGAGGAGUUGCAGGAUGGGUCGGUCUUCGAUGACGGUCUCUUCGACUAUGCUGACGUGUUGUUCUGUGCGCCAUCUGAUUUCUCGUGGCGAGCGGAAUCCAUGCCCGCCGUCUGAUGGAACUUUCCGUGGUCUUUUGCUUUUAUUUUUUUUCUUUUUUUUUCCCAUAAAAGACUGUAAAUUAUAGGAAACCAGGAGUAGGUGAAGAAGGGAUACGAAAGAACUUGUGGAAAAGACUUGGCAUCUGCGUGCAAUUUUUCCCUUUUUCUUUUUGUAACUUUGUGCUUGAAUGCAAGUCGUCGGAUGGAGUAGAUUGACGAAAUAUCUAUUUAGUCCGCCAUUAAUUUAAUAUGUUUGAUGUGAGAAAAGUGUAAUAAGGUUACAUGAUGGACCCUCUGGAUCUGCUUGUCAUGCUCCCUUGUUUUUCUUUCAAAAAAACAAUUCCUUUCCUGGACCAAAAAACAUGCAAAGGAAUGUUUAUUUUGCCAGGUAGGGGUCUGAUUGGA
Molecule: messenger RNA, 1104 nt
Organism: Elaeis guineensis (African oil palm)
Lineage: Eukaryota; Viridiplantae; Streptophyta; Magnoliopsida; Arecales; Arecaceae
Source: RefSeq, a predicted model, not a curated record